UAUCAUUUCUUUCCUUUCCUUUCCUUUCCUUUCCUUUCCUUUUUACAUUAUUUUCUUUGCCAUUUUCAUGCACAGCUAGUCUCUCAGUCUCUUUGCUAGUCACUCUCUCACUGAAAAAUCAAUCAACUACUUCUCUCACUAAAAAUACACUCCCACUGCCUCUGUGAAGAAGAUCAACAAGCGGAGCUGCGUAAGGGAAGAGUUAGUAAAGAAGAUCAAAAAGCGGAAGGGAAAAGGGUUUGUUUUUGCCACUGCAUUUAGGAAGUAUGUACUCAAAGUCACCUCCCAACAGAAUGAAGAGGCCCCAUGAAGCGUCAGGCAUGGUGGAGAGACCACAAAAGAGUCGGCCUGUAGUGGUUGCCGAUGAUGGUGCGGUUGAAGAUGAGGUAUCCUUAAUGACACCCCCCGUGAAGUUGAACAAGAGACCCCGUGAAGAGACACCAAGAAAAAGUUUAUUUGGGGUUGUUCGUGUCAAAGAUGAGGGUUUUGAAAAGAAAAAUGUAUUCAGGUUUCGUGUACUACUGCCAAAUGGCACUGCUGUGGAGCUCAAAAUGAGUGAGCUGCGCAAUGAGAUACGAAUUGAGGAUUUCAUAGAUAUGGUCGAGAAAGAAUAUUCUCUUCUAGUGAACCAGAAGACGUCUUUGGGACAAAAGAGAGAAAUAAAUUGGCAGUACCAGGACCUACAUUUCACAGAUGUAAAGGACAAUAAGAUACGAAUCAAACUUGAUUUUAGCAAAUUCUCUCCCAACACCUGGCACUUGCUCGUGCUUCAUGAUGGAUCCCUACAGCCUGAUGAAUAUGAGGACAUGUGGGAUCUUACUCCCGAUACUGAUUUGCUAAAGGAGUUACCAGAUGAUUAUACAUGUGAAACUGCUCUGGCAGACCUCAUUGAUAAUUCCUUACAAGCUUUAUGGUCCAAUGGUGCAGGAGAAGCACGAUUAAUUAGUUUGGAAAUGGAGCCUGGUAAAAUAUCCAUUUUUGACUCAGGUCCUGGAAUGGAUGGGGCCAAUGGGAACAUAGUCAAGUGGGGCAAAAUGGGAGCAUCUCUUCACCGCUCGGUGAGGGAAAAAGCAAUAGGGUGUGAACCUCCAUAUCUAAUGCCUUUCUUUGGAAUGUUUGGCUAUGGUGGUCCUGUUGCGACAAUGUGUUUGGGAAGGCGAGCUGUUGUUUCUUCAAAGACAAAAGGAAGUAACAAAGUGUAUACAUUACACAUGGAAAGAGAUGCACUAGUGAGUGCUUCCCACACAGAAAACUGCUGGAAGACCAAAGGAGGUGUUAGAGAUCCUUUGAAAGAUGAAGAGGAAAAGAGUCCGCAUGGAAGCUUUACCAAAGUUGAAAUUUUUGAUCCCAAAUCUAAAGUGAAGAAUCUGUACAUAAGGCAUUUGCGACGCAAAUUGAAGGACAUAUAUUUUCCCUACGUCCAGUGUGAUGAAAUGUCAGGAAAGACAAGCAGACCCAUUGUAUUUCAGGUCAAUGGGAUAGAUUUAGUUGGAAUACAAGGUGGAGAAGUUGCCAUAACAAACACGCAUUCAUGUAAUGGCCCUAAUUUUGUUGUGCAACUUAAGUUGUGGAUCACUCUGUGUUCUUCUUCAAUGUCUGGUCAAAAUCAAAGAGUGUCUGCAACAGCGAAUGCAAGUCUGAAAUUUGUUUACUUUCCCAUAGUUAAGGGCACAGAGAACAUUCAGAGGAUACUUGAUAAGUUAAAUGAAGAUAAUUGUGAAAUCAAAGAGAGCUUUGAAAGCUUUAGUCGUGUAUCUGUUAGAAGGCUGGGGCGUCUCCUGCCAGAAACUCGAUGGGGUUUGCUUCCUUUUAUGGAGCUGAAACAGAAAAAAGGUGAAAAAGCUCAGAGUCUAAAGAGACACUACUCCAGAGUGAAAUGCUUCGUAGAUACUGAUGCUGGCUUCAAUCCAACGCCACAUAAGACAGAUUUAGCCCACCAACAUCCAUACACCAAGGCUCUAAAGAACUUUGGCAAUGUAUCACUCGGAGAUGAAAAAGAGGUGCAAGUCGAAAUCUCCAAAGAUGGAAAGAAACUGACUCUCGCUCAGCUAGAAAAGUUAUAUCAUGAGUGGAUUGCAGAAAUGCAUGAUCGUUAUGAUGAGGAGGAUACUGAUUGUGGCUUGGAUGAACCCAUUAUUGUUAUCGUUUCUUCAAAGGUUAAAAAGCUCGACCUAACUUCCGGUGUGCUGAGGGUUCAUAAAAAGAUCCAGAGGAAAGAAAGAGUUUGGGAAGCUGGUAUGAACAUCAAAGUUUUAAAGGGAGCAUGCGCCGGAUGUCAUAAGAACAAUGUAUAUGCUACACUGGAGUAUAUAAUCCUGGAAGGGCUUAAAGAGGAUGCUUCUGGUGAGGCUCGACUAAUUUGCAGGCCACUUGGUGUUCCAGAAAAAAGAGGUUGCUGCCUUUUGGUUGAAGAGGGUAACAAAACUAUUGCCAUUAAUGACUCUUGUCUGUUUCCACUGAGAAUAAUUGAUUCUGAACAGUGCUUACCAGUUGAUGACAUUGAAUGGGGAACAAGGCUUCAGACAUUCAAUCAGAAAUUGCCUGCCUCCAUCGAUUUAUUAAGUCUGACCGAUUGCCAAGAAUUGGAGAUUGAUGGGGACCAUGGGGUAUUACCUAUUUCACUAGAAGCUGGAGAUCGUCUUCCAGAAAAGAUUAUCGCUGUCAUUCGUCCGAAGUCUUUUCAUAAUGGAAACAGUUCUACUUCUAAGAGAUUGCACCAAAAGUCUAUUGUUAGAGAUAAUCAUGAGAUGGUUCUUAAUGUCAGACGUAAAGCUAGUGAUGGAAAUUUUCAGCAUGUUUUUUCUGGGAGGUGUUCAGCUUCAUCACUUAAGGAGCUUCAUGGUUUAUAUAUUUUUUCAUUGAGCACAAAACAACUCCCAUUGCUUGAGGAGCCUGGCAUCGUUAUCUUUUCAUUCUCACUGAUAGAAUUCAAGAAUAUUGAACUUGAACAUAAGGUGCAAGUUCGAGCGUCAGCUGGAGUAGGCAGAUGGGAACUCUUAAAUCAUGAUAAAAAUGAAUCGUACACAGUCAGGGUGGGUUCCUGUUUCAGACCUAUCUCUAUAGCAUGCUAUGAUGGAUACCAGAAACGCAUCAGAUUUAAAAGUGUUCCAAAACUGGUUAUCAAGCUUAAUUCAAGUGGCAGAACUAUUGGUCAAGUACACCAUGAGAAAAUGGAGAUUACACUGGACAAGUUAACUAUGAAAAUAAAGGAUAUUUUCAUUAAAAGCAGUGAAUUAGAUGAUAUCCGGCCAAAUUAUGAAGCCACAUUAUGCAUAAGCACACCAGAUGAAGCAUUUUCAGUAGCUUUACCAUGUCAAGUUAUACCUUCAGCUCUGAAAAAGGUCACUGUGUAUCCGACUGAACUGCGAAAACAGUUACUUCCUGGCCAGACUAUCGAGGAACUUGCAUUAGAGGUGUUUGAUGAAUAUGGCAACCAUCUAAAAGAAAAUGAAAUUAUUUUGCUAAGAUUAGAUGGGUUAUCCAUUCAAGAUGGAAGUGGAGUCACCUGUGGUGUUAUUACAGAGAGUAAAAAGAAGGUCUACUCACUGGUUUCAAAGGUGGAUGCUAAUGGCCGAGUUGAUCUGAGCAAUCUUCUUAAAGUUUCCAGGGGGUAUGGCAAAAGAGUUAUGCUUCGUGUAAUGUCCAAAGACGAAGUCGUUUUCAAGCUGCAGUUUCAGACAGAAAUGAGAGAGCUAAGAGCUGAGCAAAAGGUUUUCAUGAACUGUGAAGCAGGUUCCCUGUUAAAGAAUGUCACAUUUGAGAUUAUUGAUUCAGAAGGAGAGGUUGAUGAAAGAAUCCAUGAUGAAGAUAAACAUGGGCAGUCUCAUACUCUGGCAAUCAAGUGCAAGUCAUUUCGUGAUGCUGAAUCUGUGAAAUGCAGGUUCCGCUAUGGACGUUGCACUGUUCCUUCUAUUCCUCUCGCUCAUACAGAAGGAGUUGUUUUCUUUGAAGCUAUGCAUUCUCGUUAUCCGGAACUAAAAUGUGUUAUAAAGGUUUAUGUUGAGAAGCCCCGACAACAGCAUUGUGAUAGUGUGACAAAUUAUGAGGAUGUAGGGAAUCCCAUGCAUCAGCCCAAAUGUUUGUCUGAAAAUGAACCAAUCACUCAAAGUAGAAAUUCAGAUGUACUGCAGAAUAAAAUGGCAGCUCAAGUGUCUAAUUCUGCAUUGAUUGCCCAAAAGGUUCAUCAUGAGAAGCAGCAGAAAGAGAAACUUGGCAGCACCAUGAAUCAAAGGAACCUCCCUGUCUCACCUUCCCCAAGGUCAUCUGAACACCAAAGGAACCUCCCUGUCUCACCUUCCUCGAACGUAUCACAAGGGAUGAACAAGACCAUUUCUCCGCAUUGUUCAGGGAAUACCAUACUAGCAACACCAAGUUCAUCUAAACGCAAACAGAUCCUCCCAAUCUCACCUUCCUCGAGGGUAUCACAAGAGAUGAACCAGACCUUUACUCCGCUUAGUUCAGGGAAUCCCGUAUUGUCAACCCCAAGAUCACCUGAACAAGGACUCCUGCCGGUCUCACCUUCCUUGAAAGCAUCACAAGGGAUGAACAAGACCAUUUCUUCGCAUAGUUCAGGGAAUCCCAUGCCAUCAACACCAAGUUCAUCUGAACACAAACAGAUCCUCCCAAUCUCACCUUCCUCAAGGGUGUCACAAGAGAUGAACCGGACCUUUACUCCACCUAGUUCAGGGAAUCCCGUAUUAUCCACCCCAAGAUCACCUGAACAAGGACUCCUGCCGGUCUCACCUUCCUUGAACAAGACCUUGUGUCUGCAUAGUUCAAAGGGAUUUUUAUCGCCCAUCAGUGAUUCUUCUGCUUUAAAGACUCCGAAAUCAGAGCAUACACCUGCUCUGGGUGGAACUUCAGUUAUAUUGUGUAGUAAGGAAAAUCCUUCGGAGCAGGAGCUAGAGGAUGAUCUUACAAACAGUGCAAAGCAAGCGUCAAGUCAUGAGAGGAACUUAGGAGAUUAUUCAGUCCAGUCUGUUACAAAUCCAGAUAGAAAUAUCGCAAUUACAAGCUUUGAUAGAUUCUAACCUGGUAAUAAUGUCCUACACGCGACCCUGGAACAAAUACAAAGCCAAAGUCAGUCAGCAGCUUCUGUAAUCUGCAAAAUGCCUGAAGAAGAACUAACUCGCCAGGGCAUUGUGGGCGUUGCGUCACUUCUAGGAACAGUUGAAAGCAUCGAGCUCAGCAGGAUGCUGGCACAAUAUCUCGGUGAGGAUCAAAUGCUUGCAAUUGCUUGCAGAAACUAUGCUGCAGCACAAUCUCUAGAUGUCAACAUCCUUCACAAGUUCGCCGGCUACAAUGCUUUUUGCCUUGAGGACAUCAGGCCAAGAUCCAAGGAGCCAAGCACAGAUCCCCAAGAUCCCACCUUGCGAGAUGGCAACGUCCCUCACGGUUUUCUGGGCUAUGCUGUCAACUUGAUAAGCAUAGCUCCAAGCCAUAUACGUUGGAGAACCACGAGUGGUCAUGGCCUCCGAGAAACAUUAUUCUAUCGCCUUUUUGGUGAGCUUCAAGUCUACAAAGACAGGGAUUGCAUGAUGGCAGCUCAAUCUUGCAUCCAGACCGGAGCUGUCUCAUUAGAUGGAGUUAUUCUCAGAGGGAAUGGACUCAUCUCUCUAGGUCUUCGGGAACCAAAAAUCUUGUUUUCAGUGAUGAGAAGAUCUACGAGUCCAGAAGGCAAGUUGGCAGCAAAAGAGUUGGAGGUGGCCAAUAUGCAGCAGCGCAUGGUAGAGGAAGAAGAUGCGUUUCGGCGAUCCACACAGAAGUUUCUGAUCUGCAGAGACAAGUAUAAUAGAUACAUGUCUCAGAAAGGAGCAGAGUAGCUUCCUAUGGUCGCAUAUUCUUGUUAUAUUAUUACAUACCAACUGCAUUUUGUUUUUCGAUGCAUAAAUUAUGUAUAGGUAAGUUUCUACGUUACUUGAGCUUCAAAGUAAUGAUAAGAUGUAUAUUUUGAUCGAUCA
Messenger RNA from Salvia miltiorrhiza (redroot sage), 5960 nucleotides. RefSeq names its product structural maintenance of chromosomes flexible hinge domain-containing protein GMI1-like. NCBI's taxonomy places the organism in Eukaryota, Viridiplantae, Streptophyta, Magnoliopsida, Lamiales, Lamiaceae. The record is from RefSeq and is a predicted model, not a curated record.